AUGAUCAUGCGAGAUGCCUUCACACCAGUGAUCAAACCAUAUGUUGUCACACCAAAGAUCAAACGGGAAUCUAGCAGGCUGCCAAAUGGUGUUACAUCAAGGUUCAAACCAGGUGUCUAUACAUCAAAGAUCAAACCAAAUGUUGUUACAUCAAGGAUCAAACCAGGUGUCUAUACAGCAAAGAUCAAACCAAAUGUUGUUACAUCAAGGUUCAAACCAGGUGUCUAUACAUCAAAGAUCAAACCAAAUGUUGUUACAUCAAGGAUCAAACCAGGUGUCUAUACAGCAAAGAUCAAACCAAAUGUUGUUACAUCAAGGUUCAAACCAGGUGCUUGUACAUCAAAGAUCAAACCAAAUGUUGUUACAUCAAGGAUCAAACCAGGUGUCUGUACAGCAAAGAUUAAACCACAUGUUGUUACAUCAAGGAUCAAACCAGGUGCCUGUACAUCAAAGAUCAAACCAAAUGUUGUUACAUCAAGGAUCAAACCAAAUGUUGUUACAUCAAGGAUCAAACCAGGUGCCUGUACAUCAAAGAUCAAACCAAAUGUUGUUACAUCAAGGAUCAAACCAAAUGUUGUUACAUCAAGGUUCAAACCAGGUGCCUGUACAACAAAGAUCAAACCAAAUGUUGUUACAUCAAGGUUCAAACCAGGUGCUUGUACAGCAAAGAUCAAACCAAAUGUUGUUACAUCAAGGUUCAAACUAGGUGCCUGUACAUCAAAGAUCAAACCAAAUGUUGUUACAUCAAAGAUCAAACCAAAUGUUGUUACAUCAAGGUUCAAACCAUGUGUCUGUACAGCAAAGAUCAAACCAAAUGUUUUUACAUCAAGGAUCAAACCAGGUGCCUGUACAUCAAAGAUCAAACCAAAUGUUGUUACAUCAAGGAUCAAACCAAAUGUUGUUACAUCAAGGUUCAAACCAGGUGCCUGUAUAGCAAAGAUCAAACCAAAUGUUGUUACAUCAAGGAUCAAACCAGAUGCCUGUACAUCAAAGAUCAAACCAAAUGUUGUUACAUCAAAGAUCAAACCAAAUGUUGUUACAUCAAGGAUCAAAUCAGGUGCCUGUACAUCAAAGAUCAAACCAAAUGUUGUUACAUCAAGGAUCAAACCAAAUGUUGUUACAUCAAGGAUCAAACCAGGUGCCCGUACAUCAAAGAUCAAACCAAAUGUUGUUACAUCAAGGAUCAAACCAGGUGCCUGUACAUCAAAGAUCAAACCAAAUGUUGUUACAUCAAGGAUCAAACCAGAUGCCUGUACAUCAAAGAUCAAACCAAAUGUUGUUACAUCAAGGAUCAAACCAAAUGUUUUUACAUCAAGGAUCAAACCAGAUGCCUGUACAUCAAAGAUCAAACCAAAUGUUGUUACAUCAAGGAUCAAACCAGGUGCCUGUACAUCAAAGAUCAAACCAAAUGUUGUUACAUCAAGGAUCAAACCAGGUGUCUGUACAUCAAAGAUCAAACCAAAUGUUGUUACAUCAAGGAUCAAACCAGGUGCCUGUACAUCAAAUAUCAAACCAAAUGUUGUUACAUCAAGGAUAAAACCAAAUGUUGUUACAUCAAGGUUCAAACCAGGUGCCUGUACAACAAAGAUCAAACCAAAUGUUGUUACAUCAAGGAUCAAACCAGGUGUCUGUACAGCAAAGAUCAAACCAAAUGUUGUUACAUCAAGGUUCAAACCAGGUGCCUGUACAUCAAAGAUCAAACCAAAUGUUGUUACAUCAAAGAUCAAACCAAAUGUCGUUACAUCAAGGUUCAAACCAGAUGCCUGCACAUCAAAGAUCAAACCAAAUGUUGUUACAUCAAGGAUCAAACUAGGUGCUAAGACAUCAAAAUCAAGCGAAGUGAUAUCCCUAGUCAAGCUGGUAUUCGUGAAAUAUACAGGUAAAACAAUUUAG
This is a messenger RNA of Haliotis rufescens (red abalone), 1893 nucleotides long. Its product is annotated as cell wall protein DAN4-like. The transcript has a single exon. The record is from RefSeq and is a predicted model, not a curated record. NCBI's taxonomy places the organism in Eukaryota, Metazoa, Mollusca, Gastropoda, Lepetellida, Haliotidae. Bases 1 to 1893 code for a protein of 630 amino acids.